Molecule: messenger RNA, 1862 nt
Organism: Drosophila serrata
Lineage: Eukaryota; Metazoa; Arthropoda; Insecta; Diptera; Drosophilidae
Gene: beta4GalNAcTA
Product: beta1,4-N-acetylgalactosaminyltransferase A
Biological process (GO): glycosphingolipid biosynthetic process; carbohydrate metabolic process
Cellular component (GO): Golgi apparatus
Molecular function (GO): galactosyltransferase activity; N-acetyl-beta-glucosaminyl-derivative 4-beta-N-acetylgalactosaminyltransferase activity
Source: RefSeq, a predicted model, not a curated record
UAGUGACCGUUUAUUGUAUAUUUAGUACUAUGGUAUAUUUUGAAGCUGAAAUUGUCCCGAAAGCACGGUAAAGGUAUGAUGCAAUUCGUGGACCAUGUUCCUCUUCACAAAGGCGAAUCUCAUACGCAUUUUGGUCGGAGCAAUAUGCUUAUUGUUGGUGCUUAACUUUGUGGGCUUCCGAACCGAUGGAGCCAGCGGCACCUCCCUCAGCAAGCUUAGCAUUCGGCGCGUGCACAAAUAUGCGCAUAUCUAUGGGAACGACAGCACCAGCAGCAGCAGUGGAGGAGCCCGGCUGCCUGCCGCUCCGCUUGCUUUGUCCAAGGAGAGGGAGCAGGAAAAGGAGCGGGACCAAGGACUUCACGGUGCACCCAACUCCACCUUACUGACUGUGAUUGCGAUUGCAAACUUUACUUCCAUUCCACAAGACUUAUCGCGUUUCCCGCUGAGCACGCACAAGCCGCUGCCAACGUUGGGACAGAAAUCCACUUCCGCCCUUCUCCUAGCCAACUGCACUGAUCCCGAUCCUCGCGAUGGUGGACCCGUCACUCCCAACACCACCCUAGAAUCUUUGGAUGUAAUUGAGGCCGAGUUGGGACCACUGCUGCGCCCUGGCGGCGCCUUCCAUCCCGACAAUUGCAAUCCGCAACAUCACGUGGCCAUUGUGGUGCCCUUUCGCGAUCGAUAUGCCCAUCUGUCCGUCUUCCUGCGCAACAUUCAUCCGUUCCUUAUGCGCCAACGCAUCGCAUAUCGCAUUUUCAUUGUGGAGCAGACGAACGGAAAGCCCUUUAAUCGGGCCGCCAUGAUGAACAUUGGUUACUUGGAGGCCUUAAAACUGUAUCAAUGGGAUUGCUUUAUAUUCCACGAUGUGGAUUUGUUGCCACUGGACGAUCGCAAUCUGUACAAUUGUCCACGUCAGCCGCGGCACAUGUCCGUAGCGAUAGAUACGCUGAAUUUUCGGUUGCCUUAUCGAUCCAUUUUCGGCGGUGUAUCUGCCAUGACGCGUGAGCACUUUCAGGCGGUAAAUGGGUUCUCAAACUCGUUUUUCGGCUGGGGCGGCGAGGACGAUGAUAUGUCCAAUAGGCUUAAGCAUGCCAAUCUCUUCAUAUCAAGGUAUCCCGUCAAUAUAGCCCGCUACAAGAUGCUGAAGCAUCAAAAGGAGAAGGCCAAUCCCAAGCGCUAUGAGAACCUGCAGAAUGGCAUGAGCAAGAUAGAACAAGACGGCAUCAACUCGAUUAAGUAUGCCAUUUAUAGCAUCAAGGAGUUUCCGACUUUUACUUGGUAUUUAGCUGAGCUAAAAAACUCCGAGCGCAAGAGCUAGCCUGUGCAAUAUAUAUAGACGGAAUGUGCAAUAUGCAGUAUGUACAAAGGACAACAUUACUUUCACGAACAUAGUCUCUUUUUAAAUAGAAGAACAAGAUUAGGGGGGCAGCUCCUCCUACCUUAUAUAUAUAUAGACACACAUAUUGUGUAAAAUGGUAGCAAGUCCAAGUAACUAUACUCGUAGUACAUAUACUUUUUAAUCCAUCAUUUAGCUUCGAUUCGUAUUCAACAGAAAUCCAAUAUAAGAACUCGUCUCUCUGUAGCAAUAAUCGUAACGUUCCACUUCCAAUCCACUUCUCAACAGUGCUCAAUGAUACUUAUUAUAUAUUUAUACAAUUGUGUUUGUUUGUUAUUUUGUUUAUCUUUGUUUUUGGGUUUUAUUUUGUUAACAUUUGUAUUUAAUCAGACUUCUCGAAAAAAAAGACAUACCUAACACCUACACUCCUUCAAGGUGAAAAUGUAGAUAUUACUUUUGUGAUAUGCAAAUUGUUAAUCGAUCAGAACCGAUUUAUACCAAAAUAAAGAACUUUUACUAUACGAAA